UGGGUGCUGCUGUACUUCGGCUUCACGCACUGCCCGGACGUGUGUCCCGAGCAGCUGGAGAGGCUGAGCCGCGCCGUGGAGCUGCUGGAGCGCCAGCCGGCGCCGCCGCCGCUGCAGCCGCUCUUCGUCACCGUGGACCCCGAGCGCGACGACGCGGCGGCGCUGGAGCGCUACCUGCGGGACUUCCACCCGCGCCUGCUGGGGCUCACCGGCACCCCCGAGCAGGUGCGCGCCGCCGCCGCCGCCUUCCGCGUCUACGUCAGCGCCGGGCCCCGCGACGCCGACGGGGACUACAUCGUGGAUCACUCGGUGCUGACGUUCCUCCUGGACCCCGACGGCGUCUUCCGGGACUGCUACGGGCGCUCGCGCACGGCCGAGGAGCUGGCGCGCAGCGUCAGGGCGCACGUGGACGCCUACGAGCCGCUGCCGCCCGCCGAGGAGGACAAUAAACGGCCGUGACGCCCCCGGCA
Messenger RNA from Motacilla alba alba, 470 nucleotides. It is a transcript of the gene SCO2, whose product is annotated as protein SCO2 homolog, mitochondrial. The annotation marks the transcript as partial. The transcript has a single exon. The record is from RefSeq and is a predicted model, not a curated record. Gene Ontology annotation, biological process: mitochondrial respiratory chain complex IV assembly. Lineage: Eukaryota; Metazoa; Chordata; Aves; Passeriformes; Motacillidae.